AUGGCUGCCCUUCUUCUCCUUUUCCUUUUCCUCUUUGCAAGCUCUGCUCUCUGUCAAGAUUCAUUAAUCGGUGUGAAUAUCGGAACAGAAGUCACAGACAUGCCAAGUCCAACACAAGUAGUAACCCUCCUCAAAUCACAAAACAUCAACCGCGUCCGUCUCUACGACGCAGACCGCGCAAUGCUCCUAGCGUUUGCUCACACAGGCAUCCAACUCAUAAUCUCAGUCCCUAACGACCAGCUUCUCGGUAUCAGCCAGUCAAACGCAACCGCAGCUAACUGGGUCACCCGAAACGUAGCCGCUUAUUACCCCGCGACCAACAUCACAACAAUAGCUGUCGGAUCAGAAGUCCUAACCUCCUUACCAAACGCAGCUCCCGUCCUAGUAUCCGCCCUUAAGUACAUCCAAGCCGCUCUAGUCACAGCCAAUCUCGACCGUCAGAUCAAAGUCUCAACUCCACACGCUUCAACCAUUAUUCUUGAUUCUUUCCCUCCUUCUCAAGCCUUCUUCAACAAGACUUGGGAUCCAGUCAUCGUCCCUCUCCUCGAGUUUCUCCAGUCAACUGGCUCACCGUUAAUGCUCAAUGUCUAUCCUUACUUCGACUACGUUCAGUCUAACGGUGUUAUACCGUUAGACUACGCGUUGUUUCAGCCUCUCCAGGCUAAUAAAGAAGCUGUAGACGCCAACACGUUGCUACAUUACACAAACGUCUUUGAUGCCAUAGUAGACGCUGCUUACUUCGCAAUGUCUUAUCUCAACUUCACCAACAUUCCUAUAGUGGUUACAGAAUCUGGCUGGCCUUCGAAAGGAGACGGUCCGGAGCACGAUGCCACGGUGGAGAAUGCAAACACUUACAAUAGUAACUUGAUACAGCAUGUUAUCAACAAGACCGGGACACCGAAACACCCCGGUGUCCCGGUCGCUACGUACAUCUACGAGCUUUACAAUGAGGACACCAGGCCUGGACCUCUGUCUGAGAAGAACUGGGGGUUGUUCCAUACGAACGGGACUCCGGUUUACACGUUGCGUUUGGCUGGCGCGGGGGCGGUUUUGGCGAAUGAUACUACGAACCAGACGUUUUGUGUAGCUAAGGAGAAGGUUGAUAAGAAGAUGCUUCAGGCGGCUCUUGAUUGGGCUUGUGGUCCAGGGAAGGUUGAUUGUUCGGCGUUGAUGCAGGGUGAAGCGUGUUAUGAGCCUGAUGAUGUGGUUGCGCAUUCUAGUUAUGCCUUUAAUGCUUAUUACCAGAAGAUGAUGAAAGCUUCAGGGAGCUGUGACUUUAAAGGGGUUGCUACUGUUACAUCUACUGAUCCAAGUCGAGGAACGUGUGUGUUCCCUGGAAGUGCUAAAAGCAAUCAGACACUUGGACACAACACAACGGCGUUGGCUCCUUCAGCGAACUCAACAACCUCUGGCUGCUUCCAACACCCUCAAGCAUCUUUUGAUAACUUAACAUUCUUCUCCUUUUUACUGCUCAUUGCCUUAGUAUUCUUGUAG
Molecule: messenger RNA, 1494 nt
Organism: Eruca vesicaria subsp. sativa (arugula)
Lineage: Eukaryota; Viridiplantae; Streptophyta; Magnoliopsida; Brassicales; Brassicaceae
Source: the annotation of a GenBank genome assembly